This is a messenger RNA of Physella acuta, 382 nucleotides long. RefSeq lists its product as uncharacterized. The record is from RefSeq and is a predicted model, not a curated record. NCBI's taxonomy places the organism in Eukaryota, Metazoa, Mollusca, Gastropoda, Physidae.
UUUACAUUGUUCUCAUAUGCCUGGUGUGUCUGAUGCAGUUUUCAACUUGUGUUCUGGUGGAGUUUCCAGGACCAUGUCCUCACCGACUCAAGUUGAAGGACAUCUGGUACCCAAAGAACUGCAGCGUGUGUGAGUGUCUUGUCAGCAGGUUUGUCUGCAGGAGGUGUCCCCUGAGUAAAACGCAGUACAACACCACCAUCUGUUACCGCGACUUCCACAAAAAGGUGCUGUUCCCCAUGUGCUGUGACAGCGACAUCAAGUGUCUUGGAGAGGACGGGUUCGACUCCAACCGGCUCCGUGAACAAAACAGCCCUAUAGGAGAGUGAAAGCGUCUCACACCAGCUCUCUGGGUUUAGGAAUUAAACGCUUCGUGAUAUAACAU